Messenger RNA from Cuscuta campestris, 1608 nucleotides. Lineage: Eukaryota; Viridiplantae; Streptophyta; Magnoliopsida; Solanales; Convolvulaceae. The record is from the annotation of a GenBank genome assembly.
GCUGAACCGGAACCAAUCAUAUCUUACUCUUCUUGGUUCUCACCUUCUCCUGAUCGUCUGCUGCACGAGCAAUGCGGUGCAGUGCGCCUCUCUCCCUCUCUCGCACUCUAUCUCCCUCUCCGGUUCCCUCCUCCUUCGCUUCUCGCGUUUCACGGAGGCUGCCGCUUGGGUUUCCCGGCAGGGCUGCUGCUGCGGCGGUGUCUAACUGGAAAUGCAUCCGCCGCGCCUGUUUCUGCUCCGCUGCGCCGUCUCCGUCUCCGGUGCCGUCGGGAGAGUGUGAUCCGCCGGCCGAGACCGAAGACUACGUUGUGGUCAAUUUCUACCGUUUUGUGUUCGUUCAAGACCCACAGGAGCUGCUUGCUCAACACAUCUCGUUCAUGGAGGGUCGUGAUAUUCAUGGGCGGAUAUAUCUCAACGAGCAAGGGAUUAAUGCUCAGUACAGUGGCCCGAAGAAAGAUGCCCUGGCUUAUGUUGAUUUUGUAAAGGAAGACCAAAGGUUCUCCGACAUAUUGGUCCAGACAUCUCCAAGUUUAUAUGGCUGCCAUGUCUUCCCAAGGUUGAAGUUGCGGUAUAAGCCCUCUCUUGUUCAGGUUGUGGGAAAAAUCUCACAUCUUUCUUUGCUUGACUCGGCAAAACGUGCAACACCUUUGACACCAUCCCAGUGGAGGAUCCAAUUGGAGGCAAUAAAUAAUGUCAAUAAUUUGUCAAAUGUGGAUAUCAACAGAAACUGUAUUAUACUUGACGUAAGAAAUGGCUAUGAAUGGGACAUUGGUCACUUUCAAGGAGCUCAGAGACCUAAUGUUGACUGUUUCAAGAGCACUUCAUUUGGGCUUUCCGAGUCAGAGGUCCUUGCUUCUGAUCCUUUAGCAGGUGUUGAUAAAGAUAAAACUGAUAUAUUGAUGUACUGCACUGGAGGCAUUCGCUGUGACAUGUACUCCACACUCCUGAGGAUCCAAGCAAACCCAAUAUGCCCUGACAAAUGUUCAUGUCUUCAUGUGUUUGUGAAAGGGAAAAGGGGUUUGAACGGUUAUAUACCCUAAAGGGUGGGGUCUCCCAUUACCUCCAAGCGGAAGGCUCUUCCGGAUGGAUUGGAAAUCUUUUUGUAUUUGAUUCGCGCCUAUCUCUACCACCAUCAAGCUACAACCCUGAAGCAGAAUCACAACUGGAUGGAGUGGAAGAAGUCAAAUCACAGCAUGAGGCAUUUGCAAGGUGUUACGUUUGUGGUUCACACAUUACGGAACUGAGGCACCGUAAUUGUGCAAAUAUAGACUGCAACCAUCUUUUCCUAUGUUGCAGAGAAUGCUCGGCCAAUCUACGGGGAAGUUGCUGCUUAAACUGCACAACUGCUCCCCGACUCAGACCUUUGUUACCAAUGAAGGGGCACCAAAAGUAUGAGAAGUGGCAUCACUAUCGAGAUCUUAUUCAAGCGCAACGCAGAUCAUGAAGUAUUCUUCUUAGGGCUGUUUUCGUUCACCUUAUUGUGUUAGUAUCACUAGUACUAGUUUAAACCCCCGUGCUUGCUUUCAUUACGUGUUUCGUUCCAUUUUAAAAGUUGGUCGAAAGAGCGGGAUGGCCCUUUGGGCUCGAAAACAAAAUCUAGAAUUAUGU